AUGGAAUACAAUGUCCUGUCUUCACUUGCAUUAUGUAAACAAAAACGUCGAGGACGUUUAAAUGAAAAAAAUAGUAAAAGACGUGCGUUUACAAAUAUUCGGCGUAAUCUUCUUGAUACAACACAUUCUGAAGUGUGUGCUGUGUCGUCGAACACAUUAAAUACACUGGUUGACAAUAGUUUUAAAAAUUUAUCAUGUUCGAAUUCAAAUUAUGUGAAUUCCAAUCAUUGUCAAAUUUAUAAAUUACAAAAUUUACAUUCAUUUGAUAAUAUGCCUGAAUUGUCUUUUAAAGAAACAGCAUCGAAUGACAUACCCGAAUUGUCUUUUAAAGAAACAGCAUCGAAUGACAUACCCGAAUUGUCUUUUAAUGAAACAGCAUCUGAUAAUAUAAGUGAAGUGAGUAUUGAUGAACAAGAAAAUAAUGAAUCAGAUGAAUAUUUUGAUCUUUCUACGUUUUUCAAUCAUCCUGAUAUAUCAUUUCAUGAUUCAACGAAUGUUACGAAGGCUGAAUACUGUAGAAAUUUACUUACUUUAUUUCGUGAUGCAAAUGUUUUUGAAGACUUGUUUGUGAAGCGAUCAAUUUGUACAAAUUUUCAUCAAGAUCUAAAUUAUCAUAACGACAACGUUAGAUGUACUUUAACAGAAGAAAAAUUUCGUGCUGAUAUUUAUGAUAUCGAUGCUAAAAUAGCAUUUUCUCAUUUGAUUAAUCGUUUAUUUCCUGAAAUUACCCAGUACAAACAAGAAAUUGCAUUACAAUCAUUGAGUGAAUUCAAUGAUAUUCCAUUAUAUCAAACCAUCGAAAAAACUUUUCUAAAAGUCUAA
Rotaria sp. Silwood1 is the source of this 822-nucleotide messenger RNA. Lineage: Eukaryota; Metazoa; Rotifera; Eurotatoria; Philodinida; Philodinidae. The record is from the annotation of a GenBank genome assembly.